This is a messenger RNA of Carassius carassius (crucian carp), 3644 nucleotides long. RefSeq names its product kelch-like protein 24. The record is from RefSeq and is a predicted model, not a curated record. Bases 256 to 2058 code for a protein of 600 amino acids. NCBI's taxonomy places the organism in Eukaryota, Metazoa, Chordata, Actinopteri, Cypriniformes, Cyprinidae. Gene Ontology annotation, molecular function: protein binding. The transcript has 7 exons.
UGUGUUUUUCGGAUGUGAUGAUGGCAAUAAAGGACCCUGCGGACCGUUUUUUUUUGUACCAGACGAUCUUUUGGGUGCACUGCUGGAAUAGACAUGACCUCUGACGGGUAGACGAGCACAGUUUUCCUCGACUGAUUUUUACAUUUUAGAUAUUGACGAGACUUCCAUAACAAACUCUUCACAUUUUAAAUUGCUGAGGCACCUUUUUUGGCUGUAAUUGUUUACAAGGCCUUGGGCCUCAUUGGUCUAAAAGCAAUGGUACUUAUUCUGGGCAGAAGACUGAACCGGGAGGACUCUGGAGUCCGUGAUUCCCCAGCAGUCAAGCGAAAGGUUCUGGAGAUGGACAACAAGUCCCUCAGCAAUCACGAUGUGUUUGAUUUCUCCUCCGGCCCGUGCCACUCUGAGAGCAUUCUGCAGAUGUUUAAUGAGUUUCGUGAUGGCCGACUCUUCACAGAUGUGGUGAUCAGCGUGGAGGGUCGUGAGUUCCCGUGUCACCGUGCCGUGUUGUCAGCUUGCAGUAGUUACUUCCGUGCAAUGUUCUGCAAUGACCACCGGGAGAGCCGUGAAAUGUUAGUGGAGAUCAACGGCAUCCGUGCUGAAGCCAUGGACACCUUCCUGCAGUACGUCUACACCGGACGUGCCCGCAUCACUACAGAUAAUGUUCAGUUCCUCUUUGAGACCUCCAGCCUCUUCCAGAUCGGCACUCUACGUGAUGCCUGUGCCAAGUUCUUGGAAGAUCAACUUGAUCCCUGCAACUGCCUGGGCAUCCAGCGUUUCGCCGACGCACACUCCCUCAAGCAACUGGCCAGCCGCUGCCGCUCUUACGCGCUGCAGAGCUUUACAGAUGUGGCCCAGCAUGAAGAAUUCUUGGACUUGCGUAAAGAGGAACUGGAGGAGUACAUUGCUAGUGACGAGCUAGUCAUUGGAAAGGAGGAGACAGUGUUUGAAGCAGUGAUGCGUUGGGUGUACAACGACAUGGACCACCGCCGAAUCAUGCUUCGAGACCUUCUCACCCACGUCCGCCUGCCCCUGCUGCAUCCGAAUUAUUUCGUGCAGACGGUAGAAGGUGACCAGUUGAUCCAAAAUGCACCAGAGUGCUACCAGCUUCUGCAUGAGGCAAGACGCUAUCAUGUCUUGGGCAAUGAGAUGAUGUCACCCAGAACACGUCCACGCAGGUCUACUGGAUUCUCAGAAGUCAUUGUGGUAGUUGGAGGGUGCGAGAGGAUGGGGGGUUUCAACCUGCCGUAUACCGAAUGCUAUGAUCCUGUAACCGGGGAAUGGAAAUCCUUGGCCAAACUCCCAGAGUUCACCAAGUCAGAAUAUGCUGUGUGUGCCCUCAGGAAUGACAUUCUGGUCUCAGGUGGUAGAAUCAACAGCAGGGAUGUCUGGAUGUAUAAUUCCCAGCUCAACAUCUGGAUCAGGGUUGCCUCCUUGAACAAGGGCCGCUGGAGACACAAAAUGGCAGUUUUGUUGGGAAAGGUGUAUGCGGUUGGUGGAUAUGACGGUCAAUCACGACUAAGCAGCGUCGAAUGCUACGACUCUUUCUCAAACCGCUGGACCGAGGUGGCACCCAUGAAGGAGGCUGUCAGCUCGCCAGCCGUCACCAGCUGUGUCAGCAAGCUGUUUGUGAUUGGAGGAGGACCUGAUGACAACACAUGCUCAGAUAAGGUUCAGUGCUAUGACCCAGAGUCUGACUCCUGGUUGCUAAGGGCCAACAUCCCCAUUGCUAAGCGCUGCAUCACAGCGGUAUCUUUGAACAAUCUCAUCUAUGUUUCUGGAGGUCUGACCAAAUCCAUAUACUGCUACGAUCCUACUGAAGAUUACUGGAUGCAUGUAGUCCACACAUUCAGCAAGCAGGAAAGUUGCGGUAUGUCGGUAUGUAACGGAAAGAUCUUUAUCCUGGGUGGCCGUGGUGAAAACGGAGAGGCUUCAGACACCAUCCUGUGCUAUGACCCGUCCACUGGUAUCAUCACAGGCGUGGCCGCCAUGCCCCGCCCCAUUUCUUACCACGGCUGCGUCACCAUCCAUCGCUACAAUGAGAAGUUCUACCAUUCAUGACAUUAAAAUGCCCACUCACACAGGGACAUGAACAAACUGAGCCUUACUAAAGAUAGCGUAGCAUUGCUAUAGAUAAGGUGAGUCCCAAACCCCUCAGUUCAAAAGCUUUGAGACCAGUCAGUUAAACUGACAGUUACACAAUAACUAAUUUCAGUGUACAGUAUAAACAUUCUAUCAUUCAUUCACCCUCACAUCAUUACAAACCCAUAUGACUUUUCUUAAAAAAAAAAAAAAGAUGAUAUUUUAGCCAAAACAAAAUUAGACCCCAACUGACUUUCAUUGUGACAUUUGUUAUCUAUCUUCUACCAGCCUGAUUGACAGAUACAGACUGUGUAUGGAUUUGCAUAUUUCCAAUCCGUUACCCAAAUACUUCUAAACUGAUUGACAGUGAAUUAUAGCUGGUCUCUGAUCUCUCAUCCUCACUUUGUUGUUCCCGUUGAUUAAGCGUCUUUAUUUGUGAUUUGUUUCUUCCACUACAUUACUAUUAUUGCAUUGUAUUCUAAUGUAUGGUGGUAGUGGUUGUUUUGAGUGGGUGGGUGAAUGGUGUGAUUAUUUGUGUCUGGUGGAUGGAGUGUUCGAUUGUGAUGGAUCCAUGUGUAUACUGUAUAAGUGUGUUUGAAAAGAUUCAGCUGGAUGUGUGUGCGUGAUAGACUGAGAAUAUGCAGGAACCACUUUUUUGUUGAGCUCCCAUUUCUAAUGGUGAAUAGUUCACAAAAAAGUCCAUCAGGCACCGGAAAUUGUUUCUUUUAAUAUUUCUUUACAUAUGUAUGUAUUUGGGUGACGUUAAUUGUAUUUAGAAGUAGAAAUAGUGGCUAUCAUGACAUUUAACAAAACGUGUUUGCUCUUUUAGUAAUGAAAUCUAUAUGGAGCAUUACUAUGUUGAUUAACCUCUGCAUUAUUAUUGCGUAUCAUUUAGCAACAUGCUUUUUUGUAUAUCACAUAGAAUACAAGCAGUGAUGUCUUAGUUUACAGAUUACCUGUUUAUAAGUGAAUCAUAUUAUGUUCUUUCACUUUUAAGUUAUUUAUUCUUUAUAGAAAUCCGAAAGCCCCAACCAGGCACUUAAGUCAGUAUAUUGCAGUGUCCCAGAUGUAUAUAUGAAUUUGUUGAUCUUUCUUCAGGUUUACUGUAUCAGUAAGUGUUUGGAAUGGUGAAGCAUCAGGUCAAAUGGCCAGUUCACUUUCUCCGCUCCCAUAAAACUCUUCCUUUUUUGUUCUCACAAUAAUCUGAGCUCAGUAUUUGUGUGUACAGUGCAGUGACGUAGCAGCAAAAUGUUGUGUGCUUGUGCGCUGGGGAUUCCAAGAGCAGUGAUGUCAACUCUGUUUUCUGCUUUUGGUUAGCAAGAUUCGUUUAGUGUAGCUGCAAGAACAGAACAAUAGAGGACACACAUUGUUCAUUUUACCCUGAGAAUUAUACUGUGUAACUGCAAGACCCUGCACACAUACAAUAUGCACAUAACACCGCAUGGCUUUUCUAUAACCUUUUUGAGUGUAGCUUUUUGGUGUGUAGUUUUGUGACCGCACUGUAUGUUUGUGUAAAUAAAUGGGGUGAGUUUGGUAUCUAUAUAGGCUUGUUUUUUCUGAUAACU